This is a messenger RNA of Penicillium griseofulvum, 1020 nucleotides long. RefSeq names its product Aldo/keto reductase subgroup. The coding region runs from base 1 to 1020 and encodes 339 amino acids. The transcript is spliced from 3 exons. The record is from RefSeq and is a predicted model, not a curated record. Gene Ontology annotation, cellular component: cytoplasm. NCBI's taxonomy places the organism in Eukaryota, Fungi, Ascomycota, Eurotiomycetes, Eurotiales, Aspergillaceae.
AUGUCUCUUCCAACUCGAUCCCUUGGCCGUAAUGGCCCUCAAGUUCCUGCAAUUGGUCUUGGGCUGAUGAGCAUUGGCAGCAUCUACGGGCCUGCUGGUUCCCUCGAGGACAAGGUAGCCUUCCUCGAGCAUGCCCAUUCGAUCGGUGCACGAUUCUGGGAUACGGCCGACUUGUAUUUUGACAGCGAAGAUGCAGUGGGAGAGUGGGUAAAGAGAUCAGGAAACCGCAAGGAUAUCUUCCUGGCCACCAAAUUUGCGAUCCAAUUCGAUAUGGCCAAGGGUGUUCAGACAGUUCGUUCUGACCCCGAGUAUGUCAAGGCUUCUUGUGAGAAAAGUUUGAAGAAGCUCGGGGUUGACACAAUUGAUCUUUACUACUGCCAUCGGGUUGAUGGCAUAACGCCUAUUGAGAAGACCAUCGAGGCUAUGGUUGAGCUGAAGAAGCAAGGCAAGAUUAAUCAUCUUGGAUUAUCUGAAUGUUCAGCUGCAACCCUGCGCCGUGCUCAUGCUGUCCACCCCAUUGCAGCGUACCAGGUGGAAUACAGUCCGUUCGCUGUGGACAUCGAAUGGUCCACCACUGAUAUUUUGACUACCUGCCAUGAGCUCGGUAUCGCUGUCAUUGCCUACAGUCCUGUCGGGCGAGGCAUUUUGACUGGACAGAUCCAAUCAUUCUCGGAUAUUCCCGAAAAUGAUUUCCGCCGCAUGCUCCCCAAGUACGCACAGGAAAACUUCGCAAAGAUCCACGAGCUAGUUCAGGGAUUGAAAAAUGUUGCGAAUAACCACGGCAGCACUCCUGCCCAAGUUGCUAUUGCAUGGCUUCUUGCUCAGGGCCCUGACAUCAUUCCUAUUCCCGGAACAAAGUCGAUCAAGAAUCUUGAUGAGAAUACCAAUUCCAUCUCGCUUAAAUUGACGGAUAUGGAGUUGCAAGAUAUCCGGACGUUGAUCGAGCGGACUGAGAUUCCUGGAGCGCGGUAUCCUGAUAUAAUGAUGGAUAGCGUGCUUGGCGAUACUCCGCCACUCUAG